GAAGUUGCAUCCUCUCUCGGGAGGCCCACUCGUGGUACUCUUUGAUUCCUUGCUAUCAUAUCUCUAAAAUCUCACAUCAGGUAAAGAACUUGAGAGAAAAACUGAGUUCAGACAUCUUCAAAAGAGCACUCGCCGAAACAGCUACUAAAUUCUAUAGUCCAACAUAUCAUUCCGACUCGGGAAAACAAAUGGCCGCCAUAAAAAACCCGACAAACCUACGAGUGCUCAUCUCGGGAAUUGGGAUCGCCGGGCCUGUGGCCGCCUAUUGGCUCAGCAAGGCGGGUGUCUCAGUCACCGUGUUGGAGCGCUGUGAUUGCCUUCGAAAGGAGGGACAAACCGUUGAUAUUCGGAACGAAGGUGUGAAGAUCAUGAAAUGGAUGAGAGUCGAGGAAGAGGUCCGAAGACGAACAACAAAGGAACUCGGAAUCAAAUUUGUGGAUUCCAAGAAUCAGACUUGGGCUGCUUUUCCUCAGUCCGGCGAGGGGAGCUUCACGAGCGAGUUUGAGAUCGUCAGGGGCGAGCUGGCGACGAUCUUCUACGAGGCUUCAGGGGAUAAAAUCGAGUAUAUCUUUGGGGAUUCGAUUGAUUCGAUCGAAGAGACCGGCCAUUCGGUCAAAGUGACCUUGCAGAAAGACAGCGCAAGACACAUGGAAUACGAUAUCCUGAUUGUCGCCGAGGGACUCACUUCACGGACCCGCGCCAAAGCCUUCAACGAGGACGUACGCGCUCCGAUUCGAAGCUUGAAUCUCUGGGCCGCCUCGUUCUCGUACAAACAAGGAGACACGGACGAGGACUGGGCACGCUGGUACAACAUUCCAAACCGCCGGGGCUUCCUCGUUCGGCCAGAUGGGUUCGGCAGGGUACGAGCCUCGGCCAUGUGUAUCGAUGACGGGGAGGCUAUCAAGGCAAUCGCCAGCUCGCGCACCUCGACCGAGAAGCAGAAGGAAUACUUUAUCAAUACCCAUAAAGGAACCGGUUGGGAGUCCGACAGAAUCCUUGAAGGCCUGCGUACGGCCGAUGACCUCUACGUGCAAGAGAUUGCUCAGACCAAGGCUAAAACAUGGUCCAAGGGUAGAGUAGUCUUAGUGGGCGAUACGGCCUUCUGUCCCUCGGCGGUCACUGGCAUGGGUACAACGGCGGCCAUCACGGGUGCAUACGUUCUCGCCGCUGAGAUCGUCAAGAACCCGUCCGAUCAUCGCGCCGCAUUCUCCGCCUAUGAAGGUAGCUUGCGCGACUGGAUCGAGAAGGUCCAGAAGCUCCCCCCGGGCGUGCCGAAUCUGAUGCAUCCCCAAACUGGAUGGGGAAUCAAAUGCUUCCUUGGGUUCAUGUUUCUCGUCUCGACGGUCGUUAACAGUCGGCUUUUUGCGCUCUUGAGUAAACUUAACCCUACUAUUUAUUUCGACAUCACUACUAAAACAGCCUUAGCCCUUCCAGAUCCCUCUAUAUUUGAACAACAUAGGAAUAAAGAAUAGUCUGCCAGUUUUUUAUUUUCAUCCCCAUGUUUGUCUUUCUACUAUAGCUCAGGAUUCAUAGGUAUCAAUUCAAAGCAACCAAAAGAUUGUCUCAACACAACAUAAAAAAAAACACUGUAUGUAGCGGUGUCAGUCCCAUUUAUUUUUUUAUUCCCUUUUUGUAUGUCAAUCAAUUAACUUGCAAGGAGA
Molecule: messenger RNA, 1661 nt
Organism: Puccinia graminis f. sp. tritici CRL 75-36-700-3
Lineage: Eukaryota; Fungi; Basidiomycota; Pucciniomycetes; Pucciniales; Pucciniaceae
Exons: 2
Coding region: 189-1472 (427 amino acids)
Molecular function (GO): FAD binding
Source: RefSeq, a predicted model, not a curated record